GGUGUCAGAGAAGCAGCUUCUUGCGAGAGCUUGUGGUUGUGUGACAUCCUGUGCUCGAGGCUGUGCGCUGGGAGGAAGUGGGUGCAGGACGGUAAAAGGGGAUUCUCAGGAGCAGUCUCACAUACCCGAAACAAUGAGCAAGACCAACGUCCCCUCCGGAAUGCUCUCGGAGCACGAGAACCAGGUCCUGUUCGAGCUCCUUGGCCGCAAGACAGUGACAAUGGCCACCACAGUAGUGCAGGUGUACCUGGCACUGCCCAACAACAGUAACCACUGGACCAAGUGCCACUCUGGUGUGGCCUGUUUCGUUAAAGACAAUCCAAAACGAUCAUACUACAUCAGGGUUUACAGCUUGAAGGAAGGGAAGUUAAUCUGGGAACAGGAAUUGUACAACCAGAUCCGAUAUUCAUCGAAGCAGCCUUAUUUCCACACGUUUGCGGCUGAUGAUUGUCAGGCAGGGCUAAGCUUCGCAGACGAGUAUGAAGCUGGACUCUUUCAGAGAAUCGUGGAAGAAAAGAUUAGAUCCAGGCAGACGAGACAGGGAGAUGGCCGCACAAGACAUGAAAAACAUGAUCUUGGGAAACCUGCUCCACCACAAGCUCCUGAAGGUAGGAGGGUCUCGGUGCCACUCCCUCAGGUGCCUCUGGUGGAACCAGGCGGUUCCGGAUUCCAGUCGCCCAGCUCCUCGCUCCCCAUGAGCGCCAUGACCAUCACCAAUCCUGACAUCACCGCCUUCCGCUACCGGGGUUUACCAGCACCCAGUCCGGUGGAGAAGAAGAAAGGGAAGGACAAGGGCAAGGGGAAGAAGAAGAUGACGAAGGCCGACAUUGGAGCCCCCAGCAACUUCCAGCACGUGGGUCACGUUGGAUGGGAUCCCAACAAGGGCUUUGACGUCAAUGAGAUGGACCCUGACCUGAAGAACCUGUUCACCAAGGCAGGGAUCAGCGACGAUCAGUUGACUGAUGUGGAAACCUCGAAGGUUCUCUAUGACUUUAUCGAGAAGCAGGGCGGGCUUGAUGUUGUCAAGAAGGAAAUGCAGAGGCAAGAGACUGCACCCCCACCUCCAGUGCGAUCAGGGCCCCUCCCUCCCGUCCCUUCACAACCAGGCAGCAGGGGCAGGCAAGGGCCCCUCCCGCCAGUGCCACCUGGGCAGCCCACCCCACCACACCACCACGCCCGAGGUCCUGUCCCCCCACCCCCGGUGAGGGCCGCGCCCCAUCGGGGCACCCCACCACCCCCACCCCCGCCCAUCUCGAGGUCGUCAGGGGCUCCGCCUCCUCCUCCGCCUCCCGCUGCUCCUCAGUUGGCCGGGGGAGGGGCUCCCCCUCCGCCGCCCCCACCUCCCCCUCCACCACCCCCUGCCCCCACCACCAGCAUUGCGCCACCUUUCGGGGGAGGGCAGAAGAGGAGCGAGCCGGUUAACCCCCCACCGACUAUGGGCCGUGACGCCCUCCUGGACCAAAUCCGCAGUGGGAUCCAACUGAAGCAGAGGUCGGACACUCCCGAGGUUGCACAGCCAGCUGAGGAGGAAAGUGAGGGUCUGGUAGGGGCACUGAUGAUGGUGAUGAAGCAGAGAAGCAAAGUUAUUCAUUCCUCAGAUGAUGAUGAAGAUGAUGGAGGUGAUGAUGAGUUCGACGAUGAGUGGGAUGAUUGAUGCACCCAUCUAAAUUGUUUUAAUCUUCAGUCCUCAUGCACCCGACCAAGGAUCUCCCUCUUUUUAAAGCUCAAACUAAUCUUUGCUAUUCUUUUAUUAACAUGUGCAAUCUGUACUGAUCAGGGACAUUCAUGUGCAAAUGCAGCACUUCUUCACUCAUGGGAGUAGGUGAACCAACACCCAUCAAACACUCCCAGGACAGGUACAGCACGGGGUUAGAUACAGAGUAAAGCUCCCUCUACACUGUCAACAUCAAACACUCCCAGGACAGGUACAGCACGGGGUUAGAUACAGAGUGA
Messenger RNA from Carcharodon carcharias (great white shark), 1953 nucleotides. Its product is annotated as wiskott-Aldrich syndrome protein-like. Gene Ontology annotation, cellular component: plasma membrane. Lineage: Eukaryota; Metazoa; Chordata; Chondrichthyes; Lamniformes; Lamnidae. The transcript has 12 exons. The record is from RefSeq and is a predicted model, not a curated record. Gene Ontology annotation, molecular function: actin binding; small GTPase binding. Gene Ontology annotation, biological process: regulation of Rho protein signal transduction; actin filament organization. Bases 134 to 1654 code for a protein of 506 amino acids.